Biomphalaria glabrata is the source of this 636-nucleotide messenger RNA. RefSeq lists its product as uncharacterized. The transcript is spliced from 4 exons. Bases 140 to 553 code for a protein of 137 amino acids. Gene Ontology annotation, molecular function: calcium ion binding. NCBI's taxonomy places the organism in Eukaryota, Metazoa, Mollusca, Gastropoda, Planorbidae. The record is from RefSeq and is a predicted model, not a curated record.
UUAAAACUCAAAAUUAAAAACCUCAGCAGUGUUUGUUUGUUUUUUUGUGUGUGGUCUUAUCUUGACCAUCUAUAUAAACCCCGUAGUCCUUUGAACAAUUACAUCUUGUCAAUCUGAACAAAGACAGUUUGAAAGAAAAAUGUUGUUGUUGACACUUCUGAUCGCAUUGCCAGCUUUGGCUUUUUGCCAAGUGGACAUUCAGCAUCUUGCUGACCUUCAGUUUAACAGAUUUGACGUUGACCAGGAUGGAAAUAUUGAGCCAUUAGAAGUAGCCACAUACUUCAGAAGAUUUGACACCAACCAGGACCAACAGAUCUCCAGAGUUGAGUACAACAAAGAGGUAGACACCCACCACGCCAACGACCCACCAACCCACACAGUCCUGCUGCGUCUUUUCGACGCCUUGGACUACAACAACGACAGCCACCUCAGCCAGAGUGACUAUGACGCUCUCUUCAUUGCAGCAGACGCCAACAAGAACCACCUGGUCAACCAGGCCGAGUUCAGAACAGUGUUCUACGAUCUGACUGGCAUUCUUCCUGUUGGGAAAUAAGACACAAUCCAGGACAAAAUCUAAUAUGAAAUCUAUAUAUAAAAACAACCUUUUUUGAUAUCUAAAUAAAUGAAUUCCCUUUA